This is a messenger RNA of Dermacentor silvarum, 1342 nucleotides long. RefSeq lists its product as uncharacterized. Bases 1 to 1074 code for a protein of 357 amino acids. NCBI's taxonomy places the organism in Eukaryota, Metazoa, Arthropoda, Arachnida, Ixodida, Ixodidae. The transcript has 10 exons. The record is from RefSeq and is a predicted model, not a curated record.
AUGUCAGAAGCAGACCGAAAUAAGCACAUCAUGAAAGGCAUUAAUGAUGAUGCGUUCCAAAUGCUCCUGGCCAAGAACCCGAACAGUGUUGCCGACGUUAUUACCCUCUGUCAUAGCUACGGCGAGCUGCGCAAGCAGCAAGCUUUGACGAGGCCUUCUCCUGCAACCGAUGCGUCAAUCGCCAGCCUGGCCAUUGGUUCCGACCAGGCGUCGCUGCUCACGCAGAUCAAAGCCUUUGUGCGCAAAGAAGUCGCCCGACAGCUGUCCCUGGUACCCUUCACCCAGAUCGGUGUGCGCAUGUCUGAGUCUGCAGGCCAGGCCGAUCCUGGCCGGGACAGCUAUUCGGGUCCCUUCCAGCAGUCGCGACAUGCAAGGGUGCAAGCUGUGCGCCGAGAAAAAUGGCAGCCCUCGGACAGCAGCAGGAUUUGCGGCCUACAUUUCAUCACUGGCGCUCCGUCUCCAUUCCCGAACCACCCGGACUGGGCACCUAACGUUUUUGCCUUCAAGAAGGCUAACCGCGAAGCUGAAGAAAAGAAAUGCGACAGAUACGAACGGACGUUGAAGCGGAAACGUUGUUCGGCUUCUAACCACGGAUCAGCGGCCCACACAGGAUGCGUUGUAGCAGCCUAUGCUGCUUAUGCCAGCCGAGACAAGGCGAACGCUGAAGCAGAAUCCGAUGGAGAUGCUGUCGCAUCAACAUUGUUUUGGGGAGACAUCGAACCGGAUCCAACUGAAUCCGAUGGAGAUGCUGUCACAUCAACAUUGUUUUUGGGAGACAUCGAACCGGAUCCAACUGAAUCCGAUGGAGAUGCUGUCACAUCAACGUUGUUUUUGGGAGACAUCGAACCGGAUCCAACUGAUGGAGAGGACGAGAUGGAACCAGACAGCACUGAUGAUGAGGCAUCAAACGACUUGCCAGAGAGCAUGCAAUUGUUACAAGCACAGUUGCCUGCACCAUCACACCACAUGGGUGGAUUUUCAAGAAACCUGCAGGCUCGCAUGCAAGAGAAAUACCCGGAGAAAUGUCGAGCAUAUAAUGCAUUGCAGGAGCGCUAUUUAAUCAUGGAAAAUUAACUUCGAGACCUUCGAGCAAAAAGAAGUUCAGAAGCGAACGGUGCUGCUGCUGCAUGGGGUUAUGCUGCCAUAGCCGGGCACUCUGAAAAGGUUGCAUACUACACAGGCCUGCCAAAUAAGGAGACAUUUGCAUGGGUUGUGUCUGUAUAUAGAACUGCUUGCCCUUCUGUGGAAACGAUGAGCCAUGAAGACCAGGUUUUGCUCGUGCUGAUGAGGCUACGCCUUGAUAUUCACCUGUGCUUUCUGGCGGAUCUCUUUAAGAUAAAUA